AUGAAGAACACCCUCCUCCUGGUGUUUGUUCACGGCUUCAAGGGCAACGACCGCACCUUCCACUCGUUCCCGCAAGAUCUCCGUGCGCUCAUCGCCCAUACCCUGCCCAAGAUCAACGUCGUGAGCGUCCAAUACCCACAGUAUGAGACAAAGGGAGACCUCCGAGCUUGCGUKUCCAAGUUCAAGGAAUGGCUGCAGAACAAAGUAAUCGACCUCGAGGUCGCAAAUCGCACCCCGUCGCCUACUGUCGAUCCCUCGGUACAUGUGAUUCUAUGCGGACAUUCAAUGGGAGGCAUCGUUGCGGCAGAGGCUCUGCUGAGCAUUGCGGGCGAUGCCCCGGUGCCUCCAUACUGUGACACCGACGGCGACUCGAAUUCCACGGCUGCACACGAUGCCAAAGACGGGACUUCACCUCCACCCAUCGAUGUGUCCAAGCUGUUCUUUCCGUACAUUGAAGCGAUUCUGGCGUUUGACACUCCGUUUCUUGGCCUCAAUCCUGGUAUCAUAGCACAUGGGGCAGAAGAAAACGGGACUUCGGCAUACAAUGCUUUCAACGCGGCGAGUUCUGUAUUCGGAUGGGGUUCGCCCACGGCUGAGACGCCGUCGCCGAGUCCCGAUGCUUCAAGCAAGGGCUUGCCGUCGCCAAGUGACGAUCCCGCCAGUCCUACCAUGCCAACAAGAUGGUUGAGAAGGUAUGCAAUGUAUGGCGGAGCUGCUGCUGCUCUCGCUGGUGUUGCAGGCGCGACUUACUACAAUUGGAAUCACAUCAACAAUGGGCUGUCUUGGGCAGGGAGCCAUUUGGAAUUCGUCGGCUGUCUCGCACGCGGUGCCGAAUUGCAGAAGCGUGUUGAAAAGGUCGUGCAGCUGGAAGAAUCCCAUGACGUAGGAUUCACAAUCUUCUAUGGUGCUCUUGGCGAGAAGACUGUGGGCAAAACAAAAUACGCCGAAACCUUUGUCGAUGCCGAUCGUACAUUCUGUGUGGUGCCCAGCAGGAAGCAAUUGGCUAGUAGAGCUGGCACAAAGCGAACCAGGCCAUCAACGGACGAGGCCACCGUGGGAGAGGAAAUGGAGCAAGGGGAGCAGGUUCAGGAUUUCGUGCAGGAUGUUGAGAAGAGAAAGGGACGUUGGGUCAAGUGUGUCAAUCAGGCUGCAACGGAUGAGAUCACUGCCCAUACCACCAUCUUUGCGGCUGAUAAGAAUCCUGACUACCACAGCAUGGUGCCACGGGCAAGGGACCAGAUAGUGGAGUGGAUUGGGGUUGAGUCGGACUGGUAUCUGAGGUCGGAUGGUGGGCAACAGGAUGAUGGCUCACCGGGUGUGGCUGCGGGCGCGGAAGAGUCUGUAGAGGAGCAUCCUGAGGAAGUUCAAGAUGAGGGUGAGGAUGAGGAUAAGGCUAUGUAUGAUGAGGAUGAUAAAGGGCGAGAAGAUGAGAUGAUGGAUGGUGAAGAAGAAGAUGCGCGGAAAGAGAGUCCGAAGCCGCCUGUUGGUGCUUGA
Ramularia collo-cygni is the source of this 1494-nucleotide messenger RNA. RefSeq lists its product as uncharacterized. The coding region runs from base 1 to 1494 and encodes 497 amino acids. NCBI's taxonomy places the organism in Eukaryota, Fungi, Ascomycota, Dothideomycetes, Mycosphaerellales, Mycosphaerellaceae. The transcript has 3 exons. The record is from RefSeq and is a predicted model, not a curated record.